This is a messenger RNA of Alternaria burnsii, 1044 nucleotides long. RefSeq names its product farnesyl pyrophosphate synthetase. Bases 1 to 1044 code for a protein of 347 amino acids. Lineage: Eukaryota; Fungi; Ascomycota; Dothideomycetes; Pleosporales; Pleosporaceae. Gene Ontology annotation, molecular function: (2E,6E)-farnesyl diphosphate synthase activity; dimethylallyltranstransferase activity. Gene Ontology annotation, biological process: trans, trans-farnesyl diphosphate biosynthetic process. The record is from RefSeq and is a predicted model, not a curated record. Gene Ontology annotation, cellular component: cytoplasm. The transcript is spliced from 2 exons.
AUGCCUACCACACUCAAAGAAUUCGAAAGCGUAUGGCCGCGCAUUGUUGCCGACCUCCAGGAGCACUGCAAUGGGUACAAACUGCCCAAGCAGUCCCUUGAUUGGUUCACAAAGUCGCUCGACUACAACACUGUUGGCGGAAAAUGCAACCGUGGCAUGUCUGUCAUUGACACCAUUUCAAUCCUCCAGAAAAAGACGCUUGACCCGUCAUCAGAAGAAUACUUCCGUGCUGCUCUCCUAGGAUGGAUGAUCGAACUCCUCCAGGCCUUCUUCCUGGUUUCCGACGACAUCAUGGACUCUUCAAAGACCCGCCGUGGUAGCCCUUGCUGGUACCUUGCACCCAAGGUUGGCAUGAUUGCCAUCAACGACGCUUUUAUGCUCGAGUCGGCCAUUUACGUACUUCUGAAGAAGCACUUCCGUCAAGAGAAGAGCUAUGUCGACAUGAUGGAGUUGUUCCACGAGGUUACAUUCCAGACGGAAUGCGGCCAGCUGUGCGAUCUGCUGACUGCACCCGAAGACGAUGUCAACCUUGACAACUUCAGCCUUGACAAGUUCACUUUCAUCGUCAUUUACAAGACUGCCUACUACUCUUUCUAUCUCCCGGUCGCAUUGGCCCUCUACUACGCUGGUGCAGCCACGCCAAAAAACUUGCAGACUGCAGAAGACAUUCUCAUCCCCAUGGGCGAAUACUUCCAGGCACAAGACGACUACCUUGACGCUUUCGCCGACCCAUCCGUUCUCGGCAAGAUCGGCACAGACAUCAUGGACAACAAGUGCUCGUGGUUGAUCAACCAGGCUCUGAAGAAGGUCAACCCCGAGCAACGAAAAUUGCUAGAGGACAACUACGGCCAAAAGGACUUACAGAAGGAGGCCAAGGUCAAAGAGUUGUACCACGAGCUGAAACUGAAGGAGUUCUACGAGCAGUGGGAAGAGGAGCGCGUUGCCGACUUGAGGGCUAAGAUCGACAAGGUCGAUGAGAGCGAGGGCUUGAAGAAGGAGGUCUUUGAGACCUUCCUCCAGAAGAUUUACAAGAGGAGCAAAUAA